Penicillium daleae is the source of this 336-nucleotide messenger RNA. RefSeq lists its product as uncharacterized. Bases 1 to 336 code for a protein of 111 amino acids. NCBI's taxonomy places the organism in Eukaryota, Fungi, Ascomycota, Eurotiomycetes, Eurotiales, Aspergillaceae. The transcript has a single exon. The record is from RefSeq and is a predicted model, not a curated record.
AUGGCCCAGAUGAUGGUCUUGAGCUGGUCUGGAAUGCGGCUUCAGCAUGUCAUCAAUGAUAGGAAUUCCAGCUUCUUUCACCGAGAGCGCGAGAAAGCACUAGCCGUGCUCCGGUCGCGCGGAGUUAUCCACAGCGACAGCGAGUGGCGCAAUAUGUUGUGGGAUGACCUGGGCGGUCGUUUGUUUGUCAUUGACUUGGAGGAUGUUAAAUGGUUGAAGCGCCCUCGGGCCCUUGAACCCACGUCUGGCAAUACACGGCGCAACUGUUGCGUCGGAGCAAGGAAACCUAAGCACGGCUUGAAAAGCGUGGAAAUUUGCGAUAUGGCAGUGCCUUAA